Neomonachus schauinslandi (Hawaiian monk seal) is the source of this 4047-nucleotide messenger RNA. It is a transcript of the gene MIER1, whose product is annotated as MIER1 transcriptional regulator. Gene Ontology annotation, biological process: negative regulation of transcription by RNA polymerase II. NCBI's taxonomy places the organism in Eukaryota, Metazoa, Chordata, Mammalia, Carnivora, Phocidae. Gene Ontology annotation, molecular function: histone deacetylase binding; transcription corepressor activity. The record is from RefSeq and is a predicted model, not a curated record. Gene Ontology annotation, cellular component: nucleoplasm.
UUCUGAGUCUCCCCGGCUGCAGGCGGAUGGAUGGGGCUUCUUCAGGCGGUGGCGGCAGCAGUGAAGGUGGCGGCGGCAGCAGCGGCAGCGGCUAUGGUGUGGUGGCUCGAUUCUCCCAGUGCCUGGCUGAGUUUCGGACGUGGUUAAGAACCAACUGGUUGAGGUUCAAUGCAGACAAGACGGAUGUGAUGCUGCCAUCUGUUGAGUCUUCGAGUCCAGGAGGUUCAGCAACAUCAGAUGACCAUGAAUUUGAUCCAUCAGCUGACAUGCUGGUUCAUGAUUUUGAUGAUGAACGAACAUUAGAAGAGGAAGAAAUGAUGGAAGGAGAAACAAACUUCAGUUCUGAAAUAGAGGAUCUUGCAAGGGAAGGAGACAUGCCAAUUCAUGAACUUCUCAGUCUUUAUGGUUAUGAUACUACUAUUCGACUACCUGAAGAAGAUGAGGAGGAGGAAGAAGAGGAAGAAGAAGGUGAAGAUGAUGAAGAUGCUGAUAAUGAUGAUAACAGUGGCUGUAGUGGGGAAAAUAAAGAAGAGAAUAUAAAGGACUCAUCAGGUCAAGAGGAUGAAACUCAGUCUUCCAAUGAUGAUCCAUCACAAUCUGUUGCUUCUCAAGAUGCCCAAGAAAUAAUCCGCCCACGUCGAUGUAAAUAUUUUGAUACUAAUAGUGAAAUAGAAGAAGAAUCUGAAGAAGAUGAAGAUUAUAUUCCAUCAGAAGACUGGAAAAAGGAGAUUAUGGUGGGCUCCAUGUUUCAAGCAGAGAUUCCAGUUGGCAUUUGUAGAUACAAAGAAAAUGAAAAAGUGUAUGAAAAUGAUGAUCAGCUCCUGUGGGACCCUGAGUACUUACCGGAAGAUAAAGUGAUUGUAUUUCUUAAGGAUGCAUCUAGAAGAACAGGUGAUGAGAAAGGUGUAGAAGCAAUUCCUGAAGGAUCUCACAUAAAAGACAAUGAACAGGCUUUAUAUGAGUUGGUUAAAUGCAAUUUUGACACAGAAGAAGCAUUGAGAAGAUUAAGAUUUAAUGUAAAAGCGGCUAGAGAGGAAUUAUCUGUUUGGACAGAAGAAGAGUGUAGAAAUUUUGAACAAGGGCUAAAGGCCUAUGGAAAGGAUUUUCAUUUGAUUCAGGCUAAUAAAGUUCGAACAAGGUCAGUUGGUGAAUGUGUAGCAUUCUAUUAUAUGUGGAAAAAAUCUGAACGUUACGAUUUCUUUGCUCAGCAAACACGAUUUGGAAAAAAGAAAUAUAAUCUUCAUCCUGGUGUAACGGAUUAUAUGGAUCGUCUUCUAGAUGAAAGUGAAAGUGCUGCGUCUAGUCGAGCACCAUCCCCUCCCCCAACUGCCUCAAACAGUAGUAACAGCCAGUCUGAGAAAGAAGAUGGCACUAUCAGCAAUAGUAAUCAGAAUGGGGUGUCAUCUAAUGGACCAGGUGAAAUGUUGAGCAAAGAAGAAAUCAAAGUUGAAGGGUUACACGUUAAUGGACCAACAGGUGGAAAUAAGAGACCACUUCAUGCAGACAUGGAUACUAAUGGUUAUGAAACCGAUAACCUUACCACUGACCCAAAACUUGCCCAUAUGACUGCAAGAAAUGAAAAUGAUUUUGAUGAAAAAAGUGAGAGACCUGCCAAAAGGCGAAGGGUAAACAGCAAUGGAAAAGAAAGUCCAGGUUCUUCUGAAUUUUUCCAAGAAGCAGUGUCACAUGGCAAAUUUGAAGAACUUGAAAACACAGAUGACUAAAUUUUAGACUUGUUUUACUUUCUUUGGAGUAAAAUCUGGUGUGACUAAAAUUUUCAGGGUUGAUGGGUUACCUUAAAAAGUUGAUUUCCUUGAAGCAGUUGGUUAAAAUUUUGAAAAUUUGAAUUGAGUCCUAACUUUAGUAAAUAAGAUUUCAUAAUUCUGCCCUUUGUAGACUUUUUACUUUAAAAGUGUAAAGACCCUGUUAAGGAUAAAACAAAUAGUUUAGUAAAUUUGAAUGAACUACAGAACUAUCUGUACCUUCUCAUUUGAUGUAUUAAUCUUAAAAGCUCACUACAGGUACUUUUUGCUUAGUUUUUGGUAGAGAAGAAAAAACCACGUUCAAAUUUCUGUUUAACACCAGUUUUUCUAAGUUUCUUGAGAUGUCUUUAUCUUUUAUAAGAGACAUUUUUCUCUCCAUACAAAUUGAGUGUCAUUAUUAAGGAAACCCUUAUGAAUCCUGAAAGUUAUGCUAGCAUGAUUUUUUUAUAUAUAGAAGUUUAAAAAUAAACCAAGUCAGGUUUGUAUAUGUAAAAUUGUUGACAUCAAUGAUGUCUUUCCAUAUUCUUAUCUGGGCUUAAGAAAUACAUUCUGUAUUUUUCCAGAUUCUUUGUAGCCUUUGAAAGAUUUUUACAGUACAUAUGUCUUGACUGAGCUGUCCUUUCUUAAUACAAAAGCUUGUAUAAUUUUCUUAACUUGUACAGUUGGUAAACUUUUAUGAGAGGAAUUGAUAUUCUGAGUCUGUCAGCUUUCAUUUUAUUUUGCUAAGGGUUUUCUAAUGAAUUUUUAAGUGUUUGUGUAGUAACUAAGUCAUGUUUCUUAUACAGGUGGUAAAAGUAUUCAUAAAGGAUUGUGAAAAUUUGUUUUUUCAAAUUUCUACUUAAGGACAAAUAGUUUGAGAAUUUUGAAGUUAAGCAUGAUACCUAGAUUGCAUAGUUUGUUUUGCGUUUGCUAUAAUUUUCAAAAUUAUUUUUGAAGCAAGACAGAAGUUUAAUGUUGGUUUAAGUGCUUCAAUAUAUCAUGCUGACCAGAAUCCUGUUCGGUUAUUUUUAUAUGCAUUAUAAAAUUUGCCAUUUUUGCAUUAACUAAACAGGGGAAAAGGUCAAGCAAUAUUUAGAUGUUGGCACACACAAGGAGUUCGCAGAUAACAAUACUGGUUUUAUGAGGAAAAAGUGAUGUUCCAAAAUGAAAAUAAGAUGUAUAACCAUUGCUCUGUGUGAUUACAAAUAGGACCAUCCAUUUGCAUAGCCUUGCAAGAGUGCCAUUUUAUUUUUAGUGCAAAAUUCUUGUUAAAAAUGUAGUUUUAUACAGCUGAUAGACCAACCUAUAUCCAAACUUUUAUAAAAGAUUAUUAACUAUUCUUGUUUUUUCACACAGGCAUACCCCAAAUGCUUAUACUGAUUCAUUUUCAGCCAUCAGUUUAAGAGCUAAUGCCUUUUUAAAAUAAAUCUUCUGUGGUCUUGUUUUUAAUGGCUCAACUGUUUUAUGCAAUUGAGUAAAGGUUUGCACUGAGAAGUUAUGGUUUAGGCCUUACCCCAUGAAGUAUUACUACUAACAUAUGUUCAGUCUGCUUCCUUCCACCAAUGUGAACAACUCUUCUCCCCAAACAGUGUUAAAAAGCCACUUUACAACGCUUGACUUCAUUUAAUGCACAUUCACUGUUAUAUACAUAUCUGAGUAAAUCAAAGUUUUGGGUGGAAGUGUUAAGAAGCGUGAAUUUUUUGUUGCUUUUGUUUUGUUUUACCUACAACAUUAAUUUAUCCAGAAUGGCAGCUUUAGCAUAUGGUCACAAUCCAUUUUCUAAAUCAGUUUUUAUUACAUGAAUCCAAAGUGUCCUAGCUCUUUGUCAAAGAUGAUCUAUAGAAGUGUUUCAAAUGAAGAGUGAUGCUGUACUUUUUAAGUUGUUGCAAUAUUAGAGAUGCUAUUUUCACCUUUUUUUCAAGAUGCAUUUUGUUUGCAGGUUUGUGAAGUUCUUGGAAACUAAUACUACAGGAACAUUUUUAGUACAUUCUCAGGCAUGUCUGCAAAUAUGGCACAUGUACACAUGUUAGGAAAUUUUACUUUUCUUAAUCUUAUCUUUUUAAAGUAUGCCUAAUGAAAGACAUUCCACUAUUAUAAUACAUAAUGCUCAGCUUUUCGUGAACAAAUAUUUAAUUGUAUUUUGUGUUUAUACAGGUAUUUCACACACUUUGUUCUUCAUAAUGCAGCCACUAUAAAUAAGUCACUGCACUACUUUAAAAUUUUUAGUAAUAUCAUGAAUUUAAUUUGCUUUAAGAUUUAGUACAUUUCAUAACUCUUGAACUCUUAACAAACUGCAUUGGGAAAA